AUGGCAUCGCAAAGCCUCGACUCACCAACAGCGAUGGACGUAGCGAUACCGGCCCAGGGAGUGCGAAGAUGGUUCAGCAUCCGCCAACAGAGGAUCAAAAAGUCGUUUAACGAACUAAACACUCACAGCUUCCGGAGCGGACGUAAGGACAGAGCCAGCGAUACCCGUAACACCGAUACUUUAGGGAAAGAUAUCCGUGAAGCACAAUCCCCACAGCGUGUGCAACAGUCUUUCGACCAGGACCAGGCAAGCUCGCCGAUGCCACCCAUCUUUUGCUCUGAGCAUUCAGACUGGAAUGUUGCCAACCAUUUCUUUCGGGUAAUGACGCAGGAUGUGCAAGCGUUUGAGCUCCGGCCUCUGGAGCACAUUAUCUCAAAGAGUCCCAUAUGUACCGCCUGCUCAAUCAUUAGCUCCGCUGUCCUAUCCAAACUAUCUGAAAUGGGCCAAGAUGCGCAAAUUGCAGGAUUGCAGAUCUAUGUGGGCUCAGCAUUCUUUGUGCAGAAGCAUGACCCGUACGAUGAGUUUGCUACGCAUCGGGAAAACUAUGAGCUGCACGCCUUUCGAGAUGGCCAAAGAGCAACUUGCGUCCUUUACGUAGACAUCCACGAUCCGGUGGCAGAUGGACCUAAUCUAUUACUGAAGUCCAAGGGUUAUUGGCUCGCACCUAAAGUGCCGAUCCCCCUCACGGUCUCCUACAGCGGGAGCGAAGGCUUAACGUACCUAGGAUUGUGGGAAGAAAACGCGUCAUUUGACGUCGACCUCAUCAAAGAAUGGGUGAGAACAUGUGAGCGGCACCAUGUACAAUGUCGAAAACCGCCCGCAGAACUUCCAGAUGGUUGCAGGCUGAUUGACAUUGAGAAAAUGUGUGUUACGGAAGCCCCCAAAUCUGCUCGAUUCGUGGCUCUGAGUUAUGUGUGGAAGAAAGUGCAUAUCAGCGACAAACAUUUGCAACUAUGCAGUGCAAAUCUGAUGGCACUCCACCAACCUGGCGGCGUCAAGCUUGAGCAGUUGCCGGCACUGAUUGGGGACACCAUCUGGCUUUGCCGGCAGCUUGACGAGAGGUACAUAUGGGUUGAUAAACUUUGUAUCGUCCAAGACGAUGCCAAAUCACUUCACGCGCAAGUAUGCGCCAUGGAUAUUAUUUAUGGGAUGGCGGCUUUCACGCUCGUAGCCGCUUCAGACGAUGCGCAUUUCGGGCUCCGCGGUGUGCCACACCGACCCAGACAUUCAUUUCUACGAAAUGAUACCCGGUUGUUCAAGGCCGGCCUUCAGAAACUUGACAUAAACUAUCAUGUCACUGUGAACGGGUCGGAAUGGAACACACGAGGGUGGACCUUCCAGGAGCGUCUAUUGUCUCCAAGGUGUCUGAUUGUCACGAGAUACCAGGUUUACUUUAGCUGCGCGGAGGUAAUAUUCCAAGAAGAUCUUGGUCGAAUGCUGCAAAGGUCCGAACGCCAGAAUGGCAUGCGGAAUCGUAAUGCUAUUUCCAACGUUAACCAAGUCGAUACUUUGCAGGCGUACAGAACUUGUGUAUCCGACUACACAUCCAGAAAAUUGUCCUAUGAGAAGGAUAGGGCCCACGCAUUCGCUGGUGUAAGCCAUGCACUUUCCGGCAUGCUCAAUAGCCCCGUGCUAUUUGGUCUUCCAGUAUCAUAUUUUCUGCAGUCUCUUCUGUGGGAAAGCUCAGGGCCAAGCGGAAGAAUUCAACUAGCCGAAGAACCUAGCUGGAGUUGGACGGCAUGGUCUGGUCGGGUGGUAUACAAGAAUACCAAGAGCGAGAUCAAGUCGUUAAAUGGGUUAUACAUCGCGGGUCCUGAUAACAAUUUACGAGAGAUUGUUUCGGAGCCCUGGCAUCCGGUUGAUACGCCUUAUGGACUAUUACGCACAUCUCUGGAAGCCCGAACACAUGUCGAGUGCGAUGGAACCGAUCCUGCGCUACUUUUAUUGGACCAAAUCGAAGCUAGAAGAGGCCCAUCCAUCAAAAUUGUUGCGCCACAACCCAGCGUACCGUUGAACUGCUUGAGAUUUAGCACAACUGCGGCUUCCUUGAGGUUGGGUGUGCGACCCAGGGAUCAGCGAACCACGACUCGCAUUUUGGAUCUAUAUUCUAGAGAAACAAGGGUUGGUUCGAUGGAAAUCGAUGACAACACGGCUAUUGAUCUAGACCUCAACGAGACACAUACGUUCAUUGCGAUCUGUGCGGUGAAGACCCGACAGAAGCCGGUCAACCGCAUGGCUUCCACUCGACAACGGUUGAUGGGUACUUUUGCCGAAAACCAGAAUGGUCUCAAUGAUAAUAGGGUGCUACUUAUGAAUCAUGAUCACGCUGAAUGGACACUGAGAGUCAUGUUGAUCGAAGAGGUUGGUGGUAUAGCUUACCGGGUUGCUCUCGGCUCGGUUGGUGAACAGGCAUGGGUAGAUGCAGGGCCGAAGUUGAGGACUAUCAUUCUUGGAUAA
This is a messenger RNA of Neoarthrinium moseri, 2457 nucleotides long. RefSeq lists its product as uncharacterized. The record is from RefSeq and is a predicted model, not a curated record. Lineage: Eukaryota; Fungi; Ascomycota; Sordariomycetes; Amphisphaeriales; Apiosporaceae. The coding region runs from base 1 to 2457 and encodes 818 amino acids. The transcript has a single exon.